AUGACUGUUGAUAAAAAAACCGUGGUUGUGAUUGGUGCAGGGUCCUACGGUUCUCGUGUCGCACAGCACCUGGUCAAAUCCUACAAGUACAAGGUUUACCUUAUAUCGAAUUUGGAGUAUUUCUACUUCUUGGCAUCAACUCCGAGAGCUUUGAAUUACGACACGCCAUCUGAUUGGGUUGACAAAAUGACAGUUCCUUUGAAGUCCGUUUUGCCGGAGACUAUUGACUUGAUCAUUGAUGAUGUCGUUGAUAUUGAUGACACCAAGGUCAGCCUUAAAGGUCACGAGGAUAUUCCAUAUGAUGCACUGGUGAUUGCUACCGGAGCAAAAUGGCCUUCCCCAGUUUUUCCUGAAUUCAAUGGAGAUCGCACGAUCAAGGGAUUGCAAGACUACUACGAGGACAGGACGCAGGAAAUUGAUGAUGCCAAACACAUCGCAUUUGUGGGUGCUGGCUUUGUGGGUUUGGAGGUUGUUGGAGAGCUGGCCCACAAGUACAAGGACGACAUCAAGAAAGGUGAGAGGUCAAUCACCAUCUACCAUGCCAACAAAGACCUGUUGGACUCUUCGUUUGGAGAAAAAAUCAGGCGCAAUAUCCAGAACGAUCUUGAGAGUUCUGGAGUUAAGUUUGUCUUUGACACAAAGGUUAUAUCAAACGAAAAGGGUGAGGGCAUCAUCGAGAAGUCUGGUGACAAGAUUGUCGCUGAUAAGAUCUACUUCACCACUGGUCCCGUUGCCAAUCCACCAUCAAACAGCAUUGCUGGUUUAGUUGAUGGACGUAACCAGGUGAAAAUUGACUCUACCCUCCGUGCUAUCGGGGCUGAAAAUGGUAAGGUUUUUGCUGCUGGUGAUGUCACUGAUUGGCCAAGGAGACUUGUUCAGUACGCUAUCCCUUUUUCCGUCAUCCUUGCUCAUAACAUAGAUGCGUUCCUGCAGGGCAGGAACAAUUUUGAGAAGGCCUUUGAGCCACCAGCAUGGGCCAAGGGUGGUGUCUCUCUGGGUCCAAACUCAGCCUAUGGUCAAUUACCAGUUCCAAUUUUGGGCUAUAUUACUCUCCCAAAGUCAGUUUUGGUUAAGGUUAAGGCCAAAAAUCUAUUUACUGAUAAGUUUCUUGAUUUUGCCAAAGUUUAG
Molecule: messenger RNA, 1128 nt
Organism: Kuraishia capsulata CBS 1993
Lineage: Eukaryota; Fungi; Ascomycota; Pichiomycetes; Pichiales; Pichiaceae
Exons: 1
Coding region: 1-1128 (375 amino acids)
Cellular component (GO): cytoplasm
Molecular function (GO): electron-transferring-flavoprotein dehydrogenase activity; flavin adenine dinucleotide binding
Source: RefSeq, a predicted model, not a curated record